AUGCCUAGCUUCCGUUCAGAAUCGACGCUCUCGCCCUCGACAUCAAGAUCGUCUUCGCCUUGUUCUGUGCCACCAACGCCAGCGCUCGUGGUGGAGUCCGAGUCGGAAUCCGAAGAAGAGGUGGUGGAGGAAGAGGACUUGGGCGUCUUUCAGGACGACGAGGACCUCUUCUUUGCCAAGAUCGCGUUAUCCCACCCUGAGAAUGACUUUGAGAGUCUGGACGACAAUCUUAAAGCGGAGCUGGGUAUUCUACCGCCACCUGUCAUAACGUCUCGGCUACAGAUACAUACCACGGGGUCCGCACGGACGGAGGGAUUCUACGAGAUCAGUCACGCGCAGAAGGCCGAAUAUGUGUCGCAGUAUCAAGCCCGUUCAUCUGCUGCAUCGUCCAAGGUUGUUGUUGAUCCUGCACCAAACGACAGCCCUUCGAAAGCUGGUGUCACAUCUUCGCGGGAGAAUCGAGCGAAUGCCCGUCGACGUGCUCAAGGUCUCGAGGAAAUGAACCAGCUCAACCGUGCUGUAGCGUUAUCCAAAUCUACUGCACAGAUGAACUCGAAGGAUAAUCCGGCUCAGGAGAUGCUGCUCAAGUUCAACCAGCUGCAGUCGAGGAAGAAGCACCUGCGGUUCGCGCGGAGUCCGAUCCAUGACUGGGGAUUGUAUGCCAUGGAAAGGAUCAGCCGUGGAGAAAUGGUCAUUGAGUAUGUGGGCGAGAUCGUCCGGGCACAGGUGGCGGAGAAGCGUGAGAAGGCGUACGAGCGGCAGGGUAUUGGAAGCAGCUAUCUAUUUAGGAUCGAUGAAGACCUGGUGGUGGAUGCCACGAAGAAGGGGAAUCUAGGUCGGCUGAUUAACCAUUCUUGUGAUCCCAACUGCACUGCCAAGAUCAUUACUAUCAGUGGGGAGAAGAAGAUCGUGAUCUAUGCGAAGCAGGAUAUCGAACUUGGGGAUGAGAUAACAUAUGAUUAUCACUUUCCCUUUGAACAAGACAAGAUUCCCUGUCUUUGCGGGUCCGCAAAGUGUCGUGGCUUUCUCAACUGA
Molecule: messenger RNA, 1035 nt
Organism: Guyanagaster necrorhizus
Lineage: Eukaryota; Fungi; Basidiomycota; Agaricomycetes; Agaricales; Physalacriaceae
Product: SET domain-containing protein
Exons: 3
Coding region: 1-1035 (344 amino acids)
Cellular component (GO): Set1C/COMPASS complex
Molecular function (GO): protein binding; histone H3K4 methyltransferase activity
Source: RefSeq, a predicted model, not a curated record